CUUACAAACACACUCUCUCAGCCUUCAUUAAGUACUUCAAGUACCCACAUCAAUUGGGUAGCUUUAGCUUGCUCUCUAACAAUGAAUGCUAACGCUCUUGGAGGAAAGCACAGUUUGAGAGAGAUAGCGUUCGUCAAAGAUGAUUGCAUUGUGGCAGAUGAAUUAUUAGAUGACGAUAUGGAAGAAGAAGAGAGUGGUGGUAGUGGUGUUGGUUUUCUUGAUGAUGAAAAGAAGAAAGUACUGCAUGCGAAAAAAGGCGGGACUAGUGGAGGCGGAGGUGGCGGAUCGCCGCCUUCUUGCCAAGUGGAGAGGUGUGGAGCUGAUUUAACUGAUGCUAAGAGGUACCACAGGCGACAUAAGGUUUGUGAGAUUCAUGCAAAAGCACCAGCUGUUGUUGUUGCUGGCCUAAGGCAAAGGUUUUGUCAACAAUGUAGCAGGUUCCAUGAGCUAGUGGAGUUUGACGAAGCAAAGAGGAGCUGCCGAAGGCGUUUGGCAGGACACAAUGAGAGGCGCCGGAAGAGCUCAGCUGAAUCUUAUGGAGAAGGGUCGAGCCGCAAAGGGCCAUUUAGUGGCCAGCUGAAGGAAAGCCAUUGCAGGCAUGUUGAUGAAAGAGGCAAAUAUCAGAUAACCAUACCAACAGCAGGGAGUUCAGCUUAUAAACGAUCUCAGAUCAGAUGAAAAAAAAAAAAGAAUCACCAAAAUCCCACCAGCAUGCUCCCUCUCUUCUGUCAUCCCUAUGGCUAACUUAUCCUUAUAAGAGAAUUCUACUACAUAAGUAUGAUAUUUAUCAUAAAAUUCAUAAUUAAAAUAAAAAAGUUGAAGCACAUCAUGUGUGUGCUUUUAGGCAGCCUUUUAGCUGUAGUUUGUUGUAAUGUCAUAUUAGUGUAUUUCUGAUUGUAUGGAUAUGGAGGCUACAUCAUACAGACUAGUCAUAUGAUAAUUUAUGGUUUCUAUAUUCCAGCCUUGUCCUUAUUCAAUGAAGAACUGCUAUUGUUUAUUGUACUAUUA
Ricinus communis (castor bean) is the source of this 1008-nucleotide messenger RNA. Its product is annotated as squamosa promoter-binding-like protein 3. Gene Ontology annotation, cellular component: nucleus. NCBI's taxonomy places the organism in Eukaryota, Viridiplantae, Streptophyta, Magnoliopsida, Malpighiales, Euphorbiaceae. The transcript has 2 exons. Gene Ontology annotation, molecular function: DNA binding. The record is from RefSeq and is a predicted model, not a curated record. The coding region runs from base 82 to 678 and encodes 198 amino acids.